CUGGGCUCAUGGGUUUUGGGACCCUUUACUUCAAGAGACAAGAUUUCAGUGACCGGAUUGGCGUGACUCUCUCCUGCCUCAUCGUCAUCGCUGCCCUCUUCUCUCAAAUCACCUUCACGAUCCCGCCGUCAUCCUCCCCGAAGGUCAUCGACGUCUACUUCUUCUACUUCAUCGUCCGCCUCUUCAUCACCUUCGCCCACCACGGCGUCUUCGCCUUCCUCCGCGGCGCCAGAGCCCGGGAAAUCGCCGACCGUGAGGACAGCGGCGCGGAGGACCCAGCUCGCGUCACGAGGAACCACCCUCACGUCGGAGAGGACUUCGAAAGGGAGAAGUUCGACGUCCUGGCGAGCGACGGAGAGCCUCAUUUACAACGAAGUCCUAUAGCAACGAACAUGACUCGGAAAAAGACUUGGGGAAAAUGUUCAUGUUUUCCCGAAUGCCGUGUGCGUAAAGCAUCGGGCCGCCAAGGAGCCGCACGCAGCUUUUAA
Molecule: messenger RNA, 488 nt
Organism: Penaeus monodon (black tiger shrimp)
Lineage: Eukaryota; Metazoa; Arthropoda; Malacostraca; Decapoda; Penaeidae
Exons: 4
Coding region: 9-488 (159 amino acids)
Source: RefSeq, a predicted model, not a curated record